Molecule: messenger RNA, 4300 nt
Organism: Erinaceus europaeus (western European hedgehog)
Lineage: Eukaryota; Metazoa; Chordata; Mammalia; Eulipotyphla; Erinaceidae
Gene: FGD1
Product: FYVE, RhoGEF and PH domain containing 1
Exons: 18
Coding region: 831-3698 (955 amino acids)
Biological process (GO): filopodium assembly; cytoskeleton organization
Cellular component (GO): cytoplasm
Molecular function (GO): guanyl-nucleotide exchange factor activity; metal ion binding
Source: RefSeq, a predicted model, not a curated record
GCAACUGGGUCCCAGCGCCGCUGUGGCUGGUGCUUGCCUCUGAGACAGCUCCCGCCUCCCCACCCCCCUUCUCCAGACUUCUUCCCGCCCACAGCUGCGGAGACCCUGGCCGAGGCUGGGGAGGACGGCAGAGCUGGGCCCAGUCAGUUCCCUCGUCCCCAUGGAUGGAGUAACGUCCGGAGGGACUAGCUAAGGGCGAGUCCUGAAGUACGAGCGCUAGGCUUACGCGCCCCCUCCCCCUCCCUCCCUCCUAGCCACCUCUGUCAUCUCCUCCCUCUCUUCCUUCUCCUCCCCUGCCUCCUCUCCUCUCCGCCCCCCAACCUCCGCUGCAGCGGGAGGAAGAACCCUUUCUGAUCUGCUUGGAGAGCCUAGGUCUAUUCCCAUUUGGGGAGAAAGAAGAGACCCCUGCGCUGCGAACAAGCCGAGCGUUCACCCUAGGGCCACGGAAGUGGCUCGUUGUGAACGCGAGGGCCCGCUUCUAGCGCAGCCCCCCGACCCUCCCUCACGCAGACGCUGCUGCAAAGACAGCGUUCCCCAGCGGGCCUCCGGCCUUGCCGAGCCCACUCCUUGCGCGGGGCCCGGGGCGGCGAUGUCUGGCACUGCAGCUACUGUAGCCGCGACUGCUGCUGGUACUGCCAUCUCUGCCACUGCUGCUGGCUCGGGCCCGGGCCGGGGGCUCUAGACUCUGUAGUGGGGUUGAGCCCGCAGCCCCGCCCCCUGAGCCUCAGGCCGCUGCUCUGCUGGGCGCUGGGCCUCCCCCUCUGCCGGAGCCUCCACCUCAGGAGCUGGAGCCAAGCGGGGAGCCCCGGCCCCGCGCCCAGGCCCGAGCCAUGCAUGGCCACCGAGCUCCGGGGGGUGCCGGGCCUUCAGAGGCCGAACUCCCAGCUUCGAAUCCCGCCUGCGCCGCUCCACCCGCCUACGCCGAUUCGAACCCUGGAACCUUGGAUCCUGGACUGCUGCUGCCCAGGGGCUCAGGCUCGGCUUUUGGCGCCCCCCCGGAUUCACAGUUUGCUGGACCCUCGGACGCCAGCUCUGGCACUGCUCCAAGCCCCUGGGCCGUACCCUGUGUCCCCAGUCCACAGCACCACCAGACCCUACGCUUCUACCACCUGGAAGGCUCUCAAUCCCGACUUGGGCUGCACCAAGGAAACCGGAUCCUGGUUAAAAGUUUGUCCCUUGAUCCUGGUCAGAACCUUGAGCCUCAUCCAGAAGGUCCCCAACGGCUUCGCUCAGAUCCAGGUCCCCCAACUGAAAGCCCCAUCCAACGUCCUUCACCACUGAAGCGGGCACCAGGACCAAAGCCACAGGUGCCACCAAAGCCUAGCUAUCUGCAGAUGUCCAGGUUGCUCGCCCCACCUGAGCCCAUCCCCCCUCCACCAUCCCGCCCACUGCCUGCAGACCCUCGAGUGGCUAAGGGCUUGACCCUCAGAGUGGACUCAAGCCCCAGUUCUGCAGCAGUGUCCUCACUGAUUGAGAAAUUUGAACGAGAACCUGUGAUUGUUGCCUCAGAUAGGCCAGUCCCUGGCCCCAGCUCAGGUCCCACAGAACCAGCCAUGCUGCCACAGCCACCCCUGCAGCCACCAGUGUCCCAGCUCCCUGAGGGUGAAGCAUCCCGCUGCCUGUUCCUGCUGGCUCCUGGGCCCCGGGAUGGCGAGAAGAUGCCCAACCGGGACAGUGGUAUUGACAGCAUCAGCUCACCAUCCAACAGUGAGGAGACCUGCUUCGUCAGUGAUGAUGGGCCCCCCAGCCACAGCCUCUGCCUUGGGCCUCCUGCCCUGGCCAGUGCCCCUGUUCCUUUGGCUGAUCCCCAUCGACCUGGCUCCCAGGAGGUUGAUAGUGACUUGGAGGAGGAGGAUGAAGAUGAGGAAGAUGAGAAGGACAGAGAAAUCGCAGUGCUCCCGAUGGAAAGACAUGAGUCUGUGGAGUUGACUGUGCAGCAGAAGGUGUUCCAUAUUGCAAAUGAACUUCUACAAACUGAGAAGGCAUAUGUUUCCCGGCUCCAUCUCUUGGAUCAGGUGUUCUGUGCCCGUCUGCUGGAAGAAGCUCGGAACCGAAGUUCCUUCCCAGCUGACAUUGUCCAUGGCAUCUUCUCUAACAUCUGCUCCAUCUAUUGCUUCCAUCAGCAGUUCCUGCUGCCUGAGCUAGAGAAACGCAUGGAGGAGUGGGACCGCUAUCCACGCAUUGGAGAUAUACUGCAGAAGUUGGCACCUUUCCUCAAGAUGUAUGGUGAAUAUGUGAAGAACUUUGACAGGGCUGUGGAGCUGGUCAACACCUGGACAGAGCGCUCCACCCAGUUUAAAGUGAUUAUCCAUGAGGUACAGAAGGAGGAAGCCUGUGGCAACCUGACAUUGCAGCAUCACAUGCUGGAACCUGUGCAACGUAUCCCUCGCUAUGAGCUGCUUCUCAAAGACUAUUUGUUAAAGCUGCCCCAUGGCUCCCCUGACAGUAAGGAUGCCCAAAAAUCUCUGGAGCUGAUAGCCACAGCAGCUGAACACUCUAAUGCUGCCAUCCGCAAAAUGGAACGAAUGCACAAGCUUCUGAAAGUAUAUGAGCUUCUAGGGGGUGAGGAAGACAUUGUUAGCCCUACCAAAGAGCUCAUAAAAGAAGGCCAUAUCCUUAAGCUGUCAGCCAAGAAUGGGACCACUCAAGACCGAUACCUCAUACUAUUCAAUGACCGCCUUCUUUACUGCGUACCCAGGCUGCGUCUCCUUGGCCAAAAGUUUAGCGUGCGGGCACGCAUUGAUGUAGAUGGCAUGGAGCUAAAGGAAAGUUCCAACCUCAAUCUGCCUCGGACCUUCCUGGUGUCAGGAAAGCAGCGUUCCCUGGAGCUACAGGCCAGGACUGAGGAAGAGAAAAAAGACUGGGUCCAGGCCAUAAACUCCACCCUCCUAAAGCAUGAACAGACACUCGAAACCUUCAAACUAUUGAACUCAGCAAACAGGGAAGACGAAGAUACACCUCCUAACUCUCCAAAUGUGGAUCUUGGGAAACGAGCACCUACACCCAUACGUGAAAAAGAAGUCACCAUGUGCAUGCGCUGCCAGGAGCCCUUCAAUUCCAUCACCAAACGCAGACAUCACUGCAAGGCCUGUGGGCAUGUGGUUUGUGGGAAGUGCUCCGAGUUCCGAGCCCGCCUCAUCUAUGACAACAACCGCUCCAAUCGUGUGUGUACUGACUGCUAUGUGGCGUUGCAUGGGGUGCCUGGGAGUAGCCCAGCCUGCAGCCAGCAUACACCGCAACGCCGGAGAUCCAUCCUGGAGAAACAGGCCUCAGUGGCUGCGGAGAACAGCAUCAUCUGCAGCUUCCUGCACUACAUGGAGAAAGGUGGGAAAGGCUGGCAUAAAGCCUGGUUUGUGGUCCCUGAGAACGAACCCUUGGUGCUGUACAUCUAUGGAGCCCCUCAGGAUGUGAAAGCUCAGCGCAGCCUCCCUCUCAUUGGCUUUGAGGUGGGGCCUCUGGAGGCAGGGGAGAGGCCCGACAGACGACAUGUCUUCAAGAUCACACAGAGCCACCUGAGCUGGUACUUUAGCCCUGAGACUGAGGAGCUACAGCGGCGCUGGAUGGCAGUCCUAGGCCGGGCAGGCCGUGGGGACACAUUCUGCCCAGGGCCCACACUAUCUGAGGACAAGGAGAGGGAGGAGGUAUCAGUGGCCACUUCUGGGACCACUGCUGAACCCCACGAAGCCCCCCAAACUUGAGAUAAGACCUAGAGGACUUGGGGUGGGGAUUCCUUCUCCCUUUCUAGCUGCCCAUGUCCAGUUUGGGGCCACAGCCCUCCCCCAAGCUCAGUCAAUACUUGAACUCCCUUCACGGGCACUUCAAUCCUGAAUGCUGGGCCUUGGGCUUUUUUUUUUUUAUUCAUUUUUUUUCACAAAUUGUGAAUUUUAAAAAAUUCGUAAAGUGAUGUUCAUUUUCUUAACCCCAAUCCCUAGGAAGGGUGGGACAUGCCUGAAUUAGGUCAUUCCACCACCCCCUCAACAACCUAUAUAUCCUGCCUCCAUCCAAUUCUCCCCACAAUGCAACAGAGGCAGGAGACCUGGAACAAAGUGCCUGAUCUGCCACUGACCAGCCCUGGCACACUCCUGCCCAUUCAACCAGUGUCUUCAUGUGGGAUGGUAAGCAGACCCCUCCUGCUUCUCCCACACCUUCUACAGGGCCACAAGGCUACCCAGGUAUUUUAUUGUCCAGACCCACGGCAGGGCCACUGGGCAGGACAGGAGCGGGGGGGGGGGGGUGGAUACUCUGCUUUGUUUUUGUUUUUUAAGAAAAAUACAGUUUAUUUCAGGCUUAUGGAAACUGA